Austrofundulus limnaeus is the source of this 4986-nucleotide messenger RNA. RefSeq names its product probable ubiquitin carboxyl-terminal hydrolase FAF-X. Lineage: Eukaryota; Metazoa; Chordata; Actinopteri; Cyprinodontiformes; Rivulidae. Gene Ontology annotation, biological process: cell migration; protein deubiquitination. The record is from RefSeq and is a predicted model, not a curated record. Gene Ontology annotation, cellular component: cytosol; nucleus. Gene Ontology annotation, molecular function: cysteine-type deubiquitinase activity.
GUUGUGUAUGCGUUGCUGAUGCCAGCUAGUGCCACUCUGGGGGAGGAUGCUAGCGACUUUCAGUACAACUUCCUAAAGAGUGGUGGUCUGCCCUUGGUUCUGAGCAUGCUCACCAGGAACAACUUCCUCCCUUCAGCGGACAUGGAGACACGCCGAGGGGCUUACCUCAAUGCUCUGAAGAUCGCUAAGCUUCUUCUGACUGCAGUUGGCUUUGGACACGUGAAAGCUGUGGCUGAGGCCUGUCAGCCCAACGCUGAGGGAAAUAUUCCCGUCUCUCCGAUAAACCAGGCAACUCACGACCAGGCGCUGGUUCUUCAGAGUGCCCUGCAGAACAUUCCCAACCCUGCCUCUGAGUGCAUGCUGCGUAAUGUAGCUAUUCGCCUGGCCCAGCAGAUUUCUGAUGAGAAUUUCUUCCAGGCAUCGAAGUACAUCCCAGACAUUUGUGUGAUCCGAGCAGUGCAGAAAAUUGUGUGGGCGUCAGGCUGUGGCACGGUGCAGCUCGUCUUCAGUUCUAAUGAGGAAAUCAGCAAGAUCUACGAGAAGACAAAUGCAGCCAAGGAGCCAGAUGGGGAGGAUGAGCAGGUGUGCUGCGAGGCCUUGGAAGUGAUGACGCUGUGUUUCGCUCUUAUGCCCACGGCGCUGGACACGCUCAGUAAGGAGAAGGCCUGGCAGACCUUCAUCAUAGACUUGCUACUACACUGCCACAGCAAAUCUGUGCGUCAAAUGGCCCAGGAGCAGUUUUUCUUGAUGGCGACUAGGUGCUGUAUGGGACACCGACCCCUUUUGUUCUUCAUCACCCUCCUCUUUACAGUGCUCGGGAGCACAGCCAAAGAGCGAGCUAAACAUGCCGGGGACUAUUUUACUUUGCUGCGACACCUGCUGAACUACGCCUACAAUAGUAACAUCAACCUGCCCAAUGCUGAGGUGCUGCUCAACAAUGAGAUUGACUGGCUCAAACGAAUACGGGAUGAGGUUAAGAGGACAGGAGAAACUGGUGUGGAGGAGACCAUCCUGGAGGGCCACCUUGGGGUCACCAAAGAGCUUCUAGCCUUCCAGACACCAGAAAAAAAAUAUUACAUUGGCUGUGAGAAGGGAGGCGCAAACCUUAUUAGGGAGCUGAUUGAUGACUUCAUCUUCCCAGCAUCUAAUGUUUACCUGCAGUACAUGAAGAGUGGGGAGUUCCCUACAGAGCAGGCCAUCCCAGUGUGCAGCACGCCUGCCUCCAUCAACGCUGGCUUUGAGCUGCUGGUGGCGCUGGCUGUAGGCUGUGUCCGCAACCUCAAGCAGAUGGUUGACACUCUGACUGACAUGUACUACCUGGGUUGUGAGACAUUAACAGAAUGGGAGUACUUGCCUCCGGUGGGGCCACGACCCAACAAAGGCUUUGUUGGGUUGAAGAACGCUGGUGCUACCUGUUAUAUGAACUCCGUCAUCCAGCAGCUCUACAUGAUCCCUCCCAUCCGCAAUGGCAUCUUAGCUAUUGAGGGGACGGGCACCGACGUGGAUGAUGAUAUGUCAGGGGAUGAGAAGCAGGAGAAUGAGAGUAACGUAGAUCCCCGGGAUGAAGUUUUCUGCUACCACCACCAGUUUGAUGACAAGCCGUCCAGUAAGUCGGAGGACAGGAAGGAGUACAACAUCGGUGUGCUGCGUCACCUACAAGUCAUCUUUGGCCACCUGGCUGCAUCCAGGCUGCAGUACUACGUCCCAAGAGGAUUCUGGAAACAGUUCAGACUGUGGGGCGAGCCAGUAAAUCUGAGGGAACAGCAUGAUGCUUUGGAGUUUUUCAACUCCUUGGUGGACAGUUUGGACGAAGCUCUCAAAGCUCUGGGUCACCCUCCCAUGCUCAGCAAGGUGCUGGGAGGGUCUUUUGCUGACCAAAAGAUCUGUCAAGGAUGCCCCCACAGGUAUGAGUGUGAGGAAUCAUUCACAACACUCAACGUAGACAUCAGGAACCACCAAAACCUGUUGGACUCCAUGGAGCAGUAUGUUAAAGGAGAUCUGCUGGAAGGAGCAAACGCCUACCACUGUGAGAAAUGUAACAAGAAGGUGGACACAGUGAAGCGUCUUCUGAUCAAGAAACUACCACCCGUCCUUGCUAUCCAGCUGAAACGCUUCGACUACGACUGGGAGAGGGAGUGUGCCAUUAAGUUUAACGACUACUUCGAGUUCCCCAGGGAGCUGGACAUGGAGCCGUACACAGUAGCAGGUGUGGCGAAGCUGGAGGGCGAUGAUGUGAACCCAGAGAACCAGGUGAUCCAGCAGAACGAGCUGUCUGAGGCCACAGCGCCAGGCAGCUCCAAGUAUCGUCUGGUGGGAGUGCUGGUUCACUCAGGCCAGGCCAGCGGCGGACACUACUACUCCUACAUAAUCCAGAGGAACGGAGGCGACGGCGAGAAGAACCGCUGGUACAAGUUUGAUGACGGCGACGUGACGGAGUGCAAGAUGGAUGAUGAGGAGGAGAUGAAGAACCAGUGCUUUGGAGGAGAGUACAUGGGUGAGGUGUUUGAUCAUAUGAUGAAGAGGAUGUCGUAUCGGAGGCAGAAGCGCUGGUGGAAUGCUUACAUCCUGUUCUAUGAGCGCAUGGACUCACUGGACAAGGACAGCGAACUUGUCAAAUAUAUCUCGGAGCUGUCCUUAUCCUCCACCAAGCCGCAUCAAGUCAAGAUGCCCAGCGUCAUCGAAUGCAGCGUCCGCAAGCAGAACGUCCAGUUCAUGCACAACCGGAUGCAAUACAGCCUGGAAUAUUUCCAGUUCAUUAAGAAACUUCUGACCUGUAACAGUGUCUAUUUAAAUCCUCCUCCAGGACAGGACCAUCUUCUGCCAGAGGCAGAGGAGAUAGCUAUGAUCAGCGCUCAGCUGGCUGCUCGCUUCCUCUUCAGCACAGGUUUUCAUACCAAGAAGGUUGUACGGGGUCCUGCCAGCGACUGGUAUGAUGCCCUCUGCAUCCUGCUGAGACACAGUAAGAAUGUACGCUACUGGUUUGCACACAACGUUCUGUUCGCUUACCCUAACCGCUUCUCUGAGUACCUCCUGGAGUGCCCGAGCGCUGAGGUUCGUGGAGCGCUUGCCAAGCUCAUAGUCUUCAUCGCCCACUUCUCCCUGCAAGACGGGCCCUGCCCCUCCCCCACUGCCUCACCUGGACCCUCAGCUCAGGGCUGUGAUAACCUGAGCCUUAGUGACCACUUGUUGAGAGCGGUACUGAACUUGCUCAGAAGAGAGGUUUCUGAACAUGGCCGACACUUGCAGCAGUACUUUAACCUCUUUGUCAUGUAUGCCAACCUGGGCCUUGCAGAAAAGACUCAGCUGCUGAAGCUCAACGUCCCUGCUACCUUUAUGUUGGUGGCUCUGGACGAGGGUCCCGGCCCUCCCAUUAAAUACCAGUACGCUGAGCUGGGCAAGCUUUACACUGUGGUGUCACAGCUGGUGCGCUGCUGUGACGUCUCCUCACGCAUGCAGUCCUCCAUCAACGGUAACCCUCCCCUUCAAAACCCYUAUGGGGACCCGAAUCUGACGGCUCCAGUCAUGCCUGUGCAGCAGCUGGUGGCUGAGAUCCUGUUUGUAAGGACGAGCUACGUGAAAAAGAUCAUUGAGGAUUGCAGCAACUCUGAGGAGACGGUGAAGCUGCUUCGUUUCUGCUGCUGGGAGAACCCUCAGUUCUCCUCCACYGUUCUCAGUGAGCUGCUCUGGCAGGUGGCAUAUUCCUACACAUACGAGCUUAGGCCUUARCUGGACUUGUUGCUACAGAUCCUGCUGAUCGAGGACUCGUGGCAAACACACAGGAUCCACAAUGUGCUUAAAGGUAUUCCUGAUGACAGAGAUGGGCUGUUUGACACCAUCCAGCGCUCCAAGAACCACUAUCAGAAACGGGCCUAUCAAUGCAUCAAGUGCAUGGUGGCCCUCUUUAGCAACUGCUCUGUGGCUUACCAGAUCCUGCAGAGUAACGGGGACUUGAAGCGAAAGUGGACGUGGGCUGUGGAGUGGUUGGGGGAUGAGCUGGAGAGGAGGCCGUACACAGGAAAUCCACAGUACACCUACAACAACUGGUCCCCCCCUGUGCAGAGCAACGAGACCUCCAACGGAUACUUCCUGGAGCGCUCUCACAGCGCUCGCAUGACGCUGGCCAAGGCCUGCGAACUCUGUCCUGAAGAGCUCAAGUGUACUCAGGGAAGCCCAGGGAAGGAGCCCGAUGAACAGGAAGCACCUGAUGAUCAGGAUUCCUCCCCACCUGAGGACACCUCUCUGUACCCCCAUUCUCCUGGAACCACCCAGUUUCAGCAGCAGAAUAACCACCCUCAUGGGCAGCCAUACACUGGGCCUGCUGCCCAGCACAUGAACAACCCCCAGCGUCCCGGUCCUGCUUCUGCUCCAACUCCAGGCCCGACCCAGACCCAGACCCCGACCCCAGGCCCCAGUACCACUCCUGGCUCAGGCCCACGAGCACAAGAAAACUGGGAAGGCACUGAGGAGGUUGCCCCUGCCCCGAGCUCAACCCCAGCCCCCACCCCGCCUAAGGAAUAACCUCUCCUCCUGUCUGCUGUGCCUCGAGCCUCCAUCGUCCUGCUCUCCUCUCAUCCUUCAGCAAACUGAGCUCCUGGUCGGGCCUCUCCCUCCCCCCUCCCUCUCUGGCCCCAGGGCAGAGCCAGGCCUCCCGUCAUCCCCUUCCUCUACAGGCCACCUCUCUCCCCCCAGUGGGCCCGUGGGAUGUGCUCUCUCCUGGCCUGGAGCUGCCUGAGCGUGGGGUGGGGGGGUGGGCUGCUGGUGACUACAGAGGUGAGGGAAUGGACAAGAGAAACAAAAAGACUCUGAGCUGACGAUGCUGAUACGCUUAUCUAAACAAUGAAAAGGUGUACAUAGUAUGUUAUUGUUUCUGACUGUUCCAGUCCUCCAGUAGCAUAACUCUGUGUGGUCUGCUGUUGGGACAUGUUUCAGAUGUAAUGAAAAACAAGAUGGAUAUUAUAAAUAAAGUUUCCCCCUCACACAAAAGAA